CGCGAAAGCCGCGCGGAGACGGCGCGCACGCUGCUUCCCCGCCAUGGCCCAGCGCCGCGUUACCGACUUUUUCGCGCGUCGCCGCCCGGGUCCUACAGCGCGGCGGGCCAAGUCGGCCUGCCGCACCCCGAGCCCCGCCGUGGCCCUCGCGCUUACUACCCCAGGCAGCAGCCGCAAGCGCGCCCGCCCUUCCGCCGCACCCGGGAGCAGCAGGCCCGAGCCGCCCGCGCGCAGGAGGCUGCGGCUGCAGGACUCGCAGGAUUCCUGUCCCAGUUCUGCACCUGACCCUACCUCUCUAGCCUGCUCUUCCCUGGGCAGGAAGAUCGAGAACACUGCCACCUCCACGGGUCAGCCACCCCACCUGGCAGCCUCCAAGGACAAGGCCCUCUCCAAGGACACCAUCUCUGAGCUCCAGUCAUGUCUGCAGCGGGCACGGGCCCUGGGGGCACGGGCCCAGGCACUGAGGGCCAGUGCUCAGAAGGCUGCGGAGGAACCUAGCACAGUGGAGGUUGAGGGACCUGCAGAGCAGCCAUGUGGCGAAAAGGCACCUGCCUACCAGCGCUUCCAUGCCCUGGCCCAGCCUGGACCCCUGAGCCUUGUGCUGCCCUACAAGUACCAAGUGCUGGCCGAGAUGUUCCGCAGCAUGGACACCAUCGUGGGCAUGCUCCACAACCGUUCUGAGACUGUGACCUUUGCCAAGGUCAAGCAGGGUGUCCAGGACAUGAUACGCAGGCGCUUUGAGGAGCGCAAUGUGGGCCAGAUCAAAACUGUGUACCCCGAGUCCUACCGCUUCCGCCAGGAGCGUGGCAUCCCCACCUUCAGGGAUGGCGUGAGGAGAUCUGAUUACCAGCUCACCAUUGAGCCCUUGCUGGACCCGGAGGCUGGCGGUCCCCCUCAGCUCACGGCCUCGCAACUCCUGCAGCGGCGGCAAGUCUUCAGCCGGAAUCUGGUGGAGCGCGUCAGGGAGCACCACAGGGCCUUCCUGAGCUCUUUGAACCCCCCACUGGCUGUGCCCGAGGACCAGCUGACACGCUGGCACCCGCACUUCAAUGUGGACGGUGUGCCUGACAUCGAGCCGGCUGAGCUGCCCCAGCCACCCACCACAGAGAAGCUCACCACUGCCCAGGAGGUGCUGGCCCGGGCCCGUAGCCUGAUGUCACCCAGGAUGAAGAAGGCCUUGAGUGACAUGGCCCUGCGCUCUGCCCAGCCCAGCAGCCCUGGGCCCCCCAGCCCUGCGAUGCCGGCCACCCCACCAGCCACCCCUCCCAGUGCCCUGAGGGGCGUGUCCCAGGCCCUCUUGGAGCGGGUCCGGGCCAAGGAGGCUCAGAAGCAGUUGGCGCAGAUGACGCGGCGCCCCGAGCAGGAGCUGCGCCUGCAGCGGCUGGAGCGGCUGCCUGAGCUGGCCCGAGUGCUGCGUGGUGUCUUUGUGUCUGAGCGUAAGCCGGCACUCACCAUGGGGGCGGCCUGCGCCAGGAUGGUUGGCAGCUGCUGCGCUGCCCUGAGCCCAGGGGAGAUGGAGCAGCACCUGCUGCUGCUUGCUGAGCUGCUGCCGGACUGGCUCAGCCUGCACCACAUCCGCGCAGACACCUACAUCAAGCUGGACAAAGCUGCUGACCUGACUAGCAUCACAGCACGGCUGGCCCAUCAGGCUCGUGCAGAGGGGCUGUGAGCCUGCAGCUGCCCUGGACAUCCAAGCCCCCGCGCCUGUUUGCUUCACCAAUGAGAUGUACUUUGGAUCUUCCUUCCAGGUCCCCCCCCUGCCCCCCACAGAGUAGAAGGCUGGACGUGGGUUGCACAGCAUGAGGCCUCUGGCCACGUGGAGUGCGUCCACUCCAGGGAUUUCACAGUGGCUGUCUUUGCUGCUGGGAUGGGGAAGCCACAUCCACCCAGGGCAUGUCAGGGAAGUGGACUGGGGCAGCUGGCCUUUGCUGCCACCCAGAGUGUGACUGGCUGAUGGUGUAGGUUCCCCCAGAUGUCCACGUCCUAGCCUGUUGAGCUGUGGUCUCACGCAGCAGAGGGGACAUUGGCCACAGAGGCUGCUGGCUGUCCCUCCACCAGCUGCUUCAGGGUGCUCAAGGUUCUGCUUAAAGCCAGGAUCAAGGCCCAGGUGUUCCAGAGGCCAGCAUGGAGCUGCGUCCCCUGGGGGCACUUCCUACCUUGCUUGAAGGAGCCUCUUCCACAAAAGAAAUCUAAGACCGGGCAGAGAAUUUGGACUUCUGGUCAAAUGUACAAAGAUGAGGUUCUGAGAAUGUGAAAUCAGACUUCUCUUUGAAGAAUGAAAUGAACCUUGAUUUUCUAUAAAACUAAGCUUGUUUAAGUAUCUCGGCAGGAUGAUCUUGUUUGCUUACUUUGAAGUUUACUGCUGAACACCUAAGGCUUUGGAGUUUCAGGUCUUGUUGGCUUUUUGAGUCAUGUAAGAUUUAAAUAAAAGUUUGCU
Sciurus carolinensis (gray squirrel) is the source of this 2437-nucleotide messenger RNA. RefSeq names its product chromatin licensing and DNA replication factor 1 (gene Cdt1). Gene Ontology annotation, molecular function: DNA binding; DNA polymerase binding. Gene Ontology annotation, cellular component: nucleus. The record is from RefSeq and is a predicted model, not a curated record. The coding region runs from base 44 to 1669 and encodes 541 amino acids. The transcript has 10 exons. Gene Ontology annotation, biological process: DNA replication checkpoint signaling; mitotic cell cycle; DNA replication preinitiation complex assembly. NCBI's taxonomy places the organism in Eukaryota, Metazoa, Chordata, Mammalia, Rodentia, Sciuridae.